Molecule: messenger RNA, 1732 nt
Organism: Euleptes europaea (tarantolino)
Lineage: Eukaryota; Metazoa; Chordata; Lepidosauria; Squamata; Sphaerodactylidae
Gene: FAF2
Product: Fas associated factor family member 2
Exons: 11
Coding region: 61-1398 (445 amino acids)
Cellular component (GO): endoplasmic reticulum
Molecular function (GO): ubiquitin binding
Source: RefSeq, a predicted model, not a curated record
UUCGAAUUGUUGCGUCACUUCCCUGGAGUGACGCAGCUGCGGGUCAGAGGCGGCAGCAAAAUGGCAGCCCCAGAGGAGCGGGAGCUGUCGGCGGAGCAAACGGAGAAGCUGCUUCAGUUUCAGGACUUGACUGGCAUAGAGUCCAUGGACCAAUGUCGUCAUACACUGGAACAACACAACUGGAACAUUGAGGCAGCUGUUCAGGAUCGACUGAAUGAACAAGAGGGUGUCCCAAGUGUCUUCAAUCCACCACCUUCCCGACCACUGCAAGUCAACACUGCCGACCAAAGGAUUUACAGCUAUGUUGUUUCAAGACCACAACCAAGGGGCUUGUUAGGAUGGGGUUACUAUUUGAUAAUGCUUCCAUUCCGAUUUACAUAUUACACAUUACUUGAUAUAUUUAGGUUUGCUUUGCGUUUCAUACGCCCUGAUCCUCGUAGUCGGGUCACUGACCCCGUGGGUGACAUUGUUUCAUUUAUUCAUAUGUUUGAAGAAAAAUAUGGAAGGAUACAUCCUGUCUUCUACCAGGGAACGUAUAGCCAGGCACUGAACGACGCAAAGAGGGAGCUGCGUUUCCUCCUGGUUUACCUGCAUGGUGAUGAUCAUCAAGAUACUGAUGAAUUCUGUCGCAACACUCUCUGCGCGCCUGAAGUGAUCUCCCUUAUAAAUACCAGGAUGCUUUUCUGGGCUUGUUCCACAAAUAAGCCUGAAGGAUACAGAGUUUCUCAGGCUCUGCGUGAGAACACCUACCCAUUCCUGGCAAUGAUCAUGUUGAAAGAUCGCAGAAUGACUGUAGUGGGAAGGUUAGAAGGACUCAUCCAACCCGAUGACCUCAUUAAUCAACUGACAUUCAUCAUGGAUGCCAACCAGACAUACCUGGUGUCUGAGCGCCUGGAAAGAGAAGAGAGAAACCAAACACAGGUCCUGAGACAGCAGCAGGAUGAGGCAUAUCUGGCUUCUUUACGGGCAGAUCAGGAGAAAGAUCGCAAGAAAAAAGAAGAGCGGGAGAGGAAGAAAAGGAAGGAGGAGGAGGUGCAGCAGCAGAAGCUGGCAGAGGAGAGGAGGAGACGGACUUUGCAGGAGGAGAAAGAACGGAAAUCUGAAUGCCUUCCGCCAGAACCUCAUCCCGAUGACCCAGAAAGUGUCAAAAUCAUCUUCAAAAUGCCUAAUGACUCCAGGGUGGAGCGGCGAUUCCACUUUACACAGUCAUUAACGGUGAUCCAUGACUUCCUAUUCUCUUUGAAAGAGAGCCCAGAGAAGUUCCAGAUUGAGGCCAACUUCCCUCGCCGUGUCCUGCCCUGCCUUCCCUCAGAGGAGUGGCCUAACCCGCCCACGCUCCAAGAAGCCGGACUGAGCCACACGGAAGUUCUCUUUGUGCAGGACCUCACGGACGAUUGACACUUUUCCAAAAUACAGAGAUGGAAAGAGAUUCCUAUUAUAAUACAAUAUUUUUUUUAAAAGACUGCUGCGUACAAAAUGAGGGAUCAGAGACUACGUGGCUUUGGCCAGCCACACCCUGUGUCUGCACUGGCGAGAGAAACGGCACACUCACGCACACGCAACCCUUUUACAUUCAGAGGGCAGAGGGGAGGGGCCACGGCGACCCUCCCAAGGUCAGGAAUGGCAGCUCUUGGUAAAUAUUGCUUUUAUUGAAAAUGAUACACCCCAACUUUCUGACAUUAGAAAACCUGUUACUCGCUGCUUGUGACAGCCAGAGGACACCAUCACCUGU